This is a messenger RNA of Rhagoletis zephyria (snowberry fruit fly), 1038 nucleotides long. NCBI's taxonomy places the organism in Eukaryota, Metazoa, Arthropoda, Insecta, Diptera, Tephritidae. The record is from RefSeq and is a predicted model, not a curated record.
AUGUCUAAUUCACUCACCAGUGAAGGCUACAUUCUCGGUCUGGGCAAUCCGCUGCUGGACGUGAGCGCCUCCGUCAAUGAGGAGUUUCUGCACAAGUACGACCUGCAGCCGAACAAUGCCAUCCUCGCCGGUGACCAGCACACCAACCUGUGCAAGGACCUGGCCGACCAGUUCAAGGUGGAGUACAUCGCCGGCGGUGCUGCUCAGAACGCCAUUCGCGUCGCCCAGUGGUUCUUUGCGGAGAAGCGCCGAACUGCCUUCAUGGGCGCCGUUGGCGACGAUGAGUUCGGGAAGCAGAUGCGCACCAAGGCGGAGGAGAACCACGUCAUCGUCUCCUACUUUGUCGACCCGAAGGUGCCCACCGGCACCUGCGCCUGUCUGAUCACCGGGAAGCACCGCUCCCUGUGCGCCUACCUCGGCGCCUCGCAGAAGUUCAACCUGCAGUACCUGAAGGAGAACUUUGCGCUGGUGGAGCAGGCGAAGAUCAUCUACACCACUGGCUUCCACGCCCUGGUCUGCUUCGACGCUCAGCUGCUCAUGGCGGAGCACGUGCACUCGUCCCAGGGCAAGCUCUUCUGCAUCAACCUCUCCGCGCCGUACAUCUCUGACUUGUGCAGCAAUCAGCUGAAGCAACUGAUGCCCUACGUGGACAUUCUCUUUGGCAAUGAGACCGAGGCGCAGGCCUACUCCAACAUGAUGAAGUGGAAUACCAAGAGUAUUCCUGAAAUCACCCAGCUGCUGGCUGAUCAGCCGAGCAAGCGCCCCCGUACGGUGGUGAUCACCCAGGGUGCUGAGGACGUGCUCGUCGCCUUCACUAACCGCGCCGCCGACUUCUGUCGCUUCAAAGUGAGCCCCCUGCCGGAAGCGGACAUUGUGGACACUAACGGUGCCGGUGACUCCUUUGUGGGCGGCUUUCUCGCCUACAAGGCACUGGGCAAGCCACUGGAGCAGUGCGUCAAUGCGGGCAUCUUCGCCGCCCACUCUAUCAUUAAGAUGAGUGGUUGCGCCUUCCCGCCAGAGAACAAAAUGCGCUUGUGA